AGCUGGAUCUUCCUGUUCUGCAUGUCUCCAAUGGCUCCUGCAGGUUUCUCAGCCUCCCUUCCUCUGUGUGUGUGUCUGCUGCUGGCCUCUGGCUUUGCCCAGGCAGGCAGGCUGCUGGUGGUACCCAUGGACGGGAGCCACUGGUUCACCAUGCGGUCGGUUGUGGAGAAGCUCAUCCACAGAGGGCAUGAGGUGGUGGCAGCUGUGCCAGAGGUGAGUUGGCAACUGGGAAAAUCUCUGAAUUUUACUGUGAAGAUGUACUCAACUUCUCACACUCUGGAGGAUUUGGAUCGAGAAUUCAAGGUUUUUAGUGAUUCUCGGUGGAGACCCUGGGAAGAAAACCUCUACUCUUUAUUUCACAACACAAACAGCAAGUAUUUUGAAUUAAUAUUUUCACAGUGUAGGAAUUUGUUUAACGACAAGAAGUUAGUGGAGUACUUGAAGCAGAGUUCUUUCGAUGCUGUUUUUCUGGAUCCUUUCGAUGUGUGCGGCUUGACUGUUGCCAAGUACUUGUCGCUCCCAUCCGUGAUCUUCACUAGAGGAGUAUUUUGUUAUUUUCUUGACGAUGGUGCCCAGUGCCCCAGUCCUCUUUCUUAUGUUCCCAGAGUUCUCUUCAGACUCACAGACAACAUGACUUUCAAGGAGAGAGUGUGGAACCAUCUUGUUUAUACGGCGGAGCAUUUAAUUUGCCCCUAUGUUUACAAAACUGCCAUAGAAAUUGCCUCUGAAGUUCUCCAGACCCCAGUGACUAUGUAUGACCUCUUCAGUCAAGUGUCCAUUUGGCUGUUACGCACUGACUUUGUGUUGGAUUUCCCCAGACCUGUGAUGCCCAAUAUGGUCUUUAUUGGCGGGAUCAACUGCCACCAGGGAAAGCCACUUUCUAAGGUAUGUUGUCUCUCCUUUAGCACAUGA
Molecule: messenger RNA, 912 nt
Organism: Microtus oregoni (creeping vole)
Lineage: Eukaryota; Metazoa; Chordata; Mammalia; Rodentia; Cricetidae
Product: UDP-glucuronosyltransferase 1A8-like
Exons: 1
Coding region: 22-912 (296 amino acids)
Molecular function (GO): UDP-glycosyltransferase activity
Source: RefSeq, a predicted model, not a curated record